Nanorana parkeri is the source of this 945-nucleotide messenger RNA. Its product is annotated as olfactory receptor 11L1-like. NCBI's taxonomy places the organism in Eukaryota, Metazoa, Chordata, Amphibia, Anura, Dicroglossidae. The transcript has a single exon. Gene Ontology annotation, cellular component: membrane. Gene Ontology annotation, molecular function: G protein-coupled receptor activity; olfactory receptor activity. Gene Ontology annotation, biological process: G protein-coupled receptor signaling pathway. The coding region runs from base 1 to 945 and encodes 314 amino acids. The record is from RefSeq and is a predicted model, not a curated record.
AUGUGCGAUCACAAUGAAACAAGAGUCACAGAGUUUAAUCUUCUCGGAUUUAAAGGCCUAUACAACUACAGAACUCUACUCUUCAUCGUUCUGCUUCUGAUUUACAUUGCCAUAGUUGCUGGAAACCUUUUAAUCGUCUUCUUGGUUUCAACCUAUGACAAUCUCAAAAUCCCAAUGUUCUUCCUUCUAAAAAACCUAGCUAUUGCUGACAUCCUCUUGACUACCUGUGUUGUGCCAUUAAUGUUAGAUAUUGUAUUAAAAAAAGAAGGGAAAAUAUCAGUCGGUGGUUGUAUUGUUCAGUUGUACCUCUUUGGUAUUUUUGGGUUUGUGCAAUGCUUCAUUAUUGCCAUAAUGUCUUAUGACCGUUAUGUGGCCAUAUCUAACCCUUUAGACUACAAUUUAAUUAUGAGCCCCAAUGUCUGCUUCCUUCUUGUUUUGGGGUCUUGGUUAUUGUUCGUCAGCCUUGUUUCAAGUGAAAUAUUCUUUAUAAGUCAAUUUCGGUUUUGCGGAUUGAAUAUCAUAGACCAUUUCUUCUGUGAUUUUGGUCCGGUAAUGAAAUUAUCCACCUCAGACACCUCUAUUGUUAUGAUGGAAGACUUCAUUAUCUCCAUCUUGAUAUUAUUUUUUCCUUUUGGGUUCGUUCUUGGGACAUACAUCUAUAUAUUCAACAUUAUCCUCAAAAUUCCAUCCACUAAUGGGAAAAGAAAGGCCUUCUCCACCUGCAGUUCUCACCUGACCACAGUAUGUGCUUAUUAUGGGACUCUGAUCACCGUUUACAUGAGUCCAACUGAUGACAACGCAUCUGAACUGAAUAGAUACAGGGCCUUGUUGUACAUUGUUGUAACCCCAUUGAUAAAUCCAAUUAUUUACAGCCUGAGGAACCAUGAGAUUAAACAAGCAUUGCAAAAAAUGUGGAAGAGUAUCGCUGAAGUCAAAUGGAGAUAG